AUGGAGGCUGAAUUGCAAGCCCAGAUCCCUGGUCUCGACCAUAUCAUCUCCGAAUACUCGGUCGGCUACUUAACACACGCCGCAAAUCUCUACGUCGACGAUGCUGCAGGACAAUCGCCCUUGGUGGAAGCGGCCCAAGCUGUGACCGAACUCCUCGUCUCCGCCUCCGGAGACUUCUCCCCGCAAAGCUACGAGGCGAUCGGCAACUUGGUUGAGAAGUUCAUCACGACCCUCAGCUCCGCCAAUGUCGACCCAGAGCGCAGACAGAUGCCGUUCAAGGCUAAGAAGCUGGAACAGGCCAUCAAUGUUGGCGCGCAGCGCAACAUGUCCUCCACCCUGGGCUUGACCGGAAACACCGUCGACUUGGAAUCAGCCAACCUCAGAAAGCUGGAGUCCAAGGUGGACAAGAAGAAGCUCGAGAAGGCAGAGCGCAAGAUCCGUGCCAAGCAAGACAAGAAGCAGAUGAAGAACGUCACCUACGAGUCGUCUCGCUUGCUCCAGCAGCCGGAUGAGACCAUGUCCUACGAGGAGUUCUUCAUGGCUGUCAACCCUCUCCAGCUUGGCUCGGACUCACAGGCCAAGAGUAAGGAUAUCAAGCUCGACAAUAUCGAUAUCUCUAUCAGUGGCCUGCGCAUUCUGACCGAUGCUGCGUUCACCCUCGCGUAUGGUCGUCGUUACGGUCUGGUUGGUCAGAACGGUAUUGGUAAAUCCACGCUGUUGCGAGCCCUGAGUCGCAGAGAAAUCGCCAUUCCUACCCACGUUUCUAUCCUUCACGUCGAGCAAGAGAUCACUGGUGACGACACUCCGGCCCUGCAAGCGGUAUUGGAUGCCGACGUGUGGCGCAAGCAUCUCCUCGCAGAGCAGGAGAAAAUCACGAAACAACUGGCGGAGCUUGAACAGGAGAGAUCCUCAUUGGCUGAUACCUCAACGGAUGCUGCCAGACUCGAUGAACAGAGAGAGGGUCUGGAUAUCACAUUGAGUGAUAUCUAUGGCAAGCUCUCUGAGAUGGAGUCUGACAAGGCCGAAUCUCGCGCGGCCAGUAUCUUGGCUGGUCUUGGUUUCUCCCAAGAACGCCAGCAGUAUGCUACGAAAACCUUCUCCGGUGGUUGGAGAAUGCGUCUUUCCUUGGCACGAGCUUUGUUCUGCGAGCCUGACUUGCUUCUUCUUGACGAACCGUCUAACAUGUUGGACGUUCCGUCUAUUACUUUCCUUUCCAACUACCUCCAGGGAUACCCUAGCACCGUUCUGGUUGUUUCUCACGAUCGUGCAUUCUUGAACGAAGUCGCCACAGAUAUUAUCCACCAGCACUCCGAGAGGCUGGACUACUACAGGGGUGCCAACUUCGAAUCCUUCUACGCAACCAAGGAAGAACGUCGGAAGACCGCCAAGCGCGAAUAUGAGAAGCAAAUGUCCGAGAGAGCUCACUUGCAAGCUUUCAUCGACAAGUUCAGAUACAACGCCGCCAAGUCGUCCGAAGCGCAAUCCAGAAUCAAGAAGCUCGAGCGUAUGCCCGUCCUCGAGGCCCCCGAGAGCGAAUACACCGUGCAUUUCGCAUUCCCCGGCGUGGAGAAACUAUCACCACCCAUUGUACAGAUGUCCGAGGUUUGCUUCGGUUACACGCCAGAGAAACCUCUUCUCAAGGAUGUCGAUUUGGAUGUCCAGCUCGACUCGCGUAUUGGAAUUGUGGGACCCAAUGGUGCUGGUAAGACCACAGUGCUGAAGCUGCUCACCAAACAACUGGAGGCCACCAAGGGUCUUAUUUCCACAAACUCGAGACUCCGUAUUGGAUUCUUCGCUCAGCAUCACGUCGAUGCUUUGGACAUGAACAACAGUGCCGUCGGAUUCAUGACUGUGACCUACCCUGGAAAGACUGAUGAAGAGUAUCGACGACACUUGGGAGCAUUCGGUAUCACGGGUACAACCGGUCUUCAGCGUAUGGGACUGCUGUCUGGAGGUCAAAAAUCUCGUGUGGCCUUUGCUUGCUUGUCUCUGACCAACCCCCACAUUCUUGUUCUUGACGAACCUUCUAACCACUUGGAUAUCGAGGGUAUGGAUGCUUUGGCCGAGGCCUUGCGUGUGUUCGAGGGAGGUGUUGUGAUGGUUUCCCACGAUGUGACCAUGUUGCAAAGUGUCUGCACCAGUCUCUGGGUUUGCGAUGGUGGUACUGUGCACAAGUUCGACGGUACCGUCAACGCCUACAAGAAGAGAAUCACCGAGCAGGCCGAUGCCGCCGGUGUCGUUGCAAAGCACUAG
Molecule: messenger RNA, 2253 nt
Organism: Penicillium olsonii
Lineage: Eukaryota; Fungi; Ascomycota; Eurotiomycetes; Eurotiales; Aspergillaceae
Source: the annotation of a GenBank genome assembly